Molecule: messenger RNA, 1950 nt
Organism: Stylophora pistillata
Lineage: Eukaryota; Metazoa; Cnidaria; Anthozoa; Scleractinia; Pocilloporidae
Biological process (GO): regulation of transcription by RNA polymerase II
Source: RefSeq, a predicted model, not a curated record
CAUCUCGAUCUUUCCUUUGGUUUCUAUUUAGAGCAAUUACAGUAAUGGGGAAAUUUAUGCUCUCCUAUUUAUUAACCCGCAGUUCUUAGCUUAUUAUUCAAGAAUCAAAUUAAGUGUGUUGGGAACAAGUGUUUGAAAAUGACCAGCAAUGCUGUGGAAAAUCGAUGCGAGAACUGUUUGGAACUACAACGCUCGCUAGUCAAGACUUUGGGCGAAAAACGAUCGUUGCUAUUAAGAUUACAGAAGGAGCAAUCGAGAGUUAGAAAACUGUUGAGAGAAGCCGAAAAGGGAAAGAGAAGAGAUGGGGAGGAGCCGUCAAACUCAAGGGAUGAUUCCAGAUCUGUUUCAGGUGAAAGCGGUGGAGAAUGCCUGGAAUGGCAACUGAACCAGGUUAUGGAAGUCAACAAGAAGUGGAAAGAAGACUAUGAUGCUAUAAAGAUAAAAUAUCAGACAGAGAAUGAAAUGCUUCGAAAGGAACUGGAUUUGACCAAAGAAAAGCUUGUAAAUUCAGAAACACAGGUCCUUGCUUUGGGAGCUGAGGUUUCAAGGCUUGCAGCUACUUUAAAUGAUCUUUAUCAAGGACAGGAACCUUCACCACGGUCACCAUUUCUAGAUCUGGAUGAUUACGAAGUAUUUAAACAGCAGAUACAAGUGUAUGAGGAAGAUUUCUCAAAUGAGAGGAAAGAUAGAGAGCGAGCUCAAGGUGAAAAAGAUAACCUUCAGCAACAGCUUAUAGAUGCUCAAGACAUCAUUGCCACAUUGACACAAGAGCUUACAAUCUACAAAAGACAGCUAAAUGAAUGCCAAGAGGAAACAAAUGCACUGCGUCGCCAUAGCUCAGAUCCAUCCUUGCUCACGUCAAGCCCUCAGUUACAGGUCAUCUACCCUGUGAACAGAUCAGUAUCCCCCUCCCAGUGGCAGCGAAGACAGGAACAGCUGAGAAGGGGUAUCCUCACAAGAGGUGGAGGCCACCUUGAUGCACCCCAAAGUCUGUUUUAUGGAGGAGAAGUAGAAGUGGACAAAUGCAAGACUUGAUUUAUUUAUCAUCAGCAGUACCUUUACUGUUCUUAUUAAUUAUUUUAAUAAUUGAUUCCUAUCAGCUAUCAUAAUUAUCAGUUUCAUCCAUGUUAGAUAUGUUUCCUGUCAAAUACAAAGGAAUGUACUCGUAAUGAUUUCACCAAAUUGGGUUUCUUAUAUUUGUUUUUUCUCCCAGUGGUGAUAAGUAAAAAAAAAAAUAUACAAAUUAGGCUUCCACUUCUGGUUCUGAUAUGCUGUCAAACAGACAGAAAAUGAAUAGUAAGAAAAUAUGGAUCAAUGUUAAUAUCUGAACAGCUACGUACCCACCCCUCCCCUAACUCAACAAAAGUUAACUGUUAACAAUUCAGGGUUUAAGUCAGGUUAGGGGAGGGGUAGUUGGGCAGGUGUUCAGGUACUGACUAAUGGUACUGAAAAUACCAUAUUGUGUGGAAAUAACACCAGAUUAUCAAGACCAACCAACACUGAGGAAUAGAUCCAAAAUUUGAGCUGUAUUUCUUGAAGUGGUUGCAGAGAUUUUCCAUGUAGAUUACCAGAAUCUUUAGUUUGAGUGAAGAGUUAAAAUUAUUUAAAUUUUUCAUUGACUGCAGCCUUUCAUAUUUUAUAUUCUAAGUGACUUUCCACUUCUCAUGUUAUUAGCUAUCAGUUAUGAUUGCAAUAAGAUGUAUAUUUCCCAGACAAUAAGUGGAAUUUUUUUGAAGGUUAAGAUACCUAGCUGACAAGACAAUAUCAGUAAUGUUGUAGAGCACAUACUAUUAAAGCAGUGAGUUAAAUGUAGAAAUGAACCAAUUAAGUACCAGAAGUGAUUAACUUGUAACAUCUCCACAUUAUAUCCCUGCAUUAUCCAGCAAACAGGUAGUGAGAAGACCCAAACUUAUCAGGUAGAAUUUGUUAUCUUGAUUUAAUUAACACCAA